AUGUCUUCCAUUGAAAGUGAACAACAAUCCUCGACAAGUACCAUGAAUACUUCCGCUUCCACAGCUGCUCUUGAAUUAGAGUUACAAGCUCAUGCCGAAGAUGAAAACAUUGAUGUCGAAGAAGCAGUGAGAGAAGAAUUUGCAACUUCACUCUCCGUGAGUGCUCUCAAUCAAUUACAAGCUCAUUCGUAUCACUUGACAGAUGCUCAGCAAGGAAUUUUAGAGAAAUUCAAAGAAAUGGUGAAUGGAGAACGUUCAAAAAUGACCAAUUUACAAAUUUAUUAUUGUUUUCAUGAUGAACCAAAAACAUUGAUUCGAUAUUUGAAAGCAAGAGAUUGGGACCUCAAUAAUUCCUUCAAAUUACUCAAAUCUUCUCUCACAUGGAUUGAAUCUUCCUAUAAACCUUAUCAAUUGACAGCCAAACAAUUGUGGUUCGAAGCAAGUGCUGCUAAAAUUUAUAUUCGUGGUUUUGAUAAGGCCAAUCGACCAAUUAUCUAUCUCCAUGCUGGUCGUGAUCUUACUAAGGAUCCAGUCGUUGGUUUAUAUCUCCUUGUAUAUACUCUCAUAGCUGCCACCUAUCGAGUAUCAUCUACGAAUGGACAAGAAUGUCAACAAAUCACAUGGAUUUGUGAUUUCAGAGAUUACACAACAAAAUCAGCACCUCCCUUGAGUGUAUGUAAACAAGCAGUAGAAAUUUUAGGUUCUCAUUUCCCUGAACGAUUGGGUCUUUGCUUGAUGGUUCAUGCUCCCAAAGUUUUUCAUUGGUUUUACAAAAUUAUUUCUCCAUUCAUUCCUCCUGUGACUAAACAGAAAAUACAAUUUUGUAAAGGAACUAAACAUGCAGAGCUGAGAGCUUUUAUGGAACCUUUUAUUGAUGUUUCUCAAUUAGAUAAGAGUUAUGGAGGUGAUAAGGAUAUUAUUUAUAAUCAUGAAGAACAAUGGAGAGAGGAAAUGGAAUGGGAUAAAAAGAGAAUUAUGAAAAUGAAAGAACAUGGAGCUAUUAAGGAACAAGAGGCAGAUCAAAUGUUGAACGAACCAGUGGUGAACUCUAUGGAUAAGCAUGUCAAGUUCUUUAAGAAUAGAAAACAUUAA
Molecule: messenger RNA, 1092 nt
Organism: Naegleria lovaniensis
Lineage: Eukaryota; Heterolobosea; Eutetramitea; Acrasida; Naegleriidae
Exons: 2
Coding region: 1-1092 (363 amino acids)
Molecular function (GO): phosphatidylinositol transfer activity
Source: RefSeq, a predicted model, not a curated record